Molecule: messenger RNA, 1676 nt
Organism: Cokeromyces recurvatus
Lineage: Eukaryota; Fungi; Mucoromycota; Mucoromycetes; Mucorales; Mucoraceae
Product: transmembrane amino acid transporter protein-domain-containing protein
Exons: 1
Coding region: 422-1483 (353 amino acids)
Biological process (GO): amino acid transmembrane transport
Cellular component (GO): vacuolar membrane
Molecular function (GO): amino acid transmembrane transporter activity
Source: RefSeq, a predicted model, not a curated record
AAUUUCUAAGAAGCGUCUAUUUUUUUUAUAUACAAAGAGAGAAAAGAAUUCUAAAAAUAUAUAUACACAUAUAUAUAUACAUAUAUAAAUGUCAUUUGAAUUAUCAGAUCUAGAUAAAAAGAGAGCAGGGGAUUUCCAAGAAGGAUCCGUUACAUUUGAUGCUUAUAGUGGUAUGUUGAACACAAGUAUAGAAAUAGCGAUAAGAAAAAAUAAAGUGAAUAAUAAUAAAUAAAUUAUAGAGGCAGAAGUAGAAUAUAAUGAAAAUGGCAUUAUUGACGUUAAUCGUGAACAUGCUGGCUCUUCAUUUCUUGCAUAUUUUAAUGUUGUCUGUGUUGUAGCAGGUACUGGUACUCUUGGUCUUCCCUAUGCCCUUCGUUUAGGCGGUUGGAUCGGUCUUCUUAUUUUAUUUUUAUCUUGGACAAUGUCUAUGUAUACAGCUGUUUUACUUAUUCGAUGUUUAUAUGCGAAUGGCAAGCAACGUUUAUCAACCUAUAAGGAAAUUGCAACAACAUGCUUUGGUGCUGUAGGCGGCUGGGUAACUUUUUUCUUUAAUUCUUGGAUUUUACUUGGUGCUCCUAUUUUGUAUAUGGUGCUUUCUGGUUCUAACUUGAAUGAGCUUUGUGCAGGCACAAAGGCUGAACUUGGUGUUUUACCCUGGAGUAUUAUUUCUUGUGUUAUCGUUGCCAUUCCUUUUAUUUUGGUCAAAUCAAUGAAAGAAGUAGCUUUCAUGAGUGCUUUAGGUGCUGCUGCUACUGCUGUUGUUGUUAUCAUUGUUAUCGUUGUUGCUGGUAUUGAUCACAAAACUCUUCAAAAUAUUCAUCAUGAUACUGUUAUCUGGCCUAAAUUCCCUAUCGCUUUAAGUACAAUUUGUUUUAGUUUUGGUGGUAAUGUUGUCUAUCCUCAUGUCGAAGCCUCUAUGAAAAAGCCUCGUGAUUGGCCUAAAGUAGUUGCUGGUGGUUUAACUACAUGUGUUAUUUUAUAUUUUGCUACUGCCGUACCUGGUUAUUAUGUCUACGGUGAUACAGUGCAAUCUCCUGUCUAUAAUUCAAUCUCAAAUGGUGUCCCAAAAAUGAUUGCCAUCAGUAUUAUGACUUUCCAUGUUAUCACAGCUGCACCUAUCUUGCUUACUUCAUUCGCUUUAGACGUUGAAGAAAUGCUCAAUAUUACUGUUGAACGUUUUGGUGUCGUAAAAGAGUUUUUGAUCCGUGCAUGUCUUCGUAUCUUGACUGUUGUUUUUGUUGGCGUCAUUGGUGCUGUUAUUCCUCAUUUUGAUGAUUUAAUGUCCUUGAUUGGUUCCUUUGCAAACUGUGCUUUGAUUUUGAUCUUUCCCAUCAUUUUCUACUUUAAAUUGACAGGUUUCCGUAAUAAACCUAUUUACGAGCUUGCUUGGUGUGGAUUAACCAUGUUGAUGGGCGUUGUUGGUCUUGUUUUUGGUACUAUUUCUUCUAUUGAAGCCUUGGUUGCUGAUUUUAAGAAGUCAUAAUAUAUAUAUGUAUAUAUGUAUAUAUUUAUAUAGUUAUAUAUAUUUAUAUAUUAUUUUAUUUCAUCUUGUUAUUAUAUAUACAUUUACAUAUGUAUUGUACAUAUUCAUUUUUUUUUUUUUUUAUAUAUAUGCUGUAAAUAAAUAGUAUAGCUCUAUUUCCCCCCUUUUUUUUUCUCAAACUCACAAAGAAAGG